ACAUUGCCACAACACCUAAAAAUUAAAAUGGAAAACUGCAGCUUGCUCUAUGCUCCUUCAUCUUCAGCAAUAUCUGCACCAAAUAGCUGCAGCAUCAGCACUGGAUCCGCUUCCAUUUGGUUGACCACAGUUCUCAAAGAGCUCGGAGAUUUCCCUUGUGAAAGGUCAAAUCCAGAUGAAGCAGCUGAUCAUUCUUUUGUUCUCGUUAAUGAUCUUAUCUCCACAUCGACUAUUACGGAGGAGAUGGUGAAUUCGGGAUUCAGCUCGUCCUCGGAUUUGGAAGCAGCAAAAUCAGAUCUCAUUCAAGAAAAAGCGGACAAAUCUUUAAAAGGUGAGGUUAAACAUGUAAGUUCAUUUGGAGUAAGUGACAUGGAUUCGUUAAUGUGUUCAAUGAAUGAUUAUUGCUCACAGCAAUUUGGAUUCGAAGGUAACUCUUCUGUGGUUGCUGAUCCCAAUGUUUGUGGUUUAGUCGUAAAUGAUGAUGAUGACGGCAAGAUUAUAGAUGAGAUUACAACAAGUCCAGCACCAAAGAAUAAGAACAAGAGAGGAAGAAGCAAUAGUAGUUCUGGUGGUGGCCGAUUGAGUCAUAUGGAGGCAGAGCGGCAAAGAAGAGAGAAGCUGAAUCAGCUGUUUUAUGAGUUAAGAUCGGUAGUACCAAAUGUGUCAAGGAUGGACAAGGCUUCAUUGCUUUCAGACACCUUGUCGUACAUCAAUGAACUCAAAAGAAAAGUGGACAAGUUGGAGGUUGAUCAACAGGCUAAAAUAAGAAAAUCUAAGGAGGGAUCUGUCAAGUUAGACAACAAUAAUACAACAACAAUGAAGGAAGGAAGUGAUGAAAAAAUAGUUGAUGACGAGGAUCUCACCGGUAAGACCUCAUCAAUUGAUAGUGUGGGUGGAGGCAGAGAUGACGACAUGACUCUGAUGAAGAAUGUGGAAAUAGAUGUUAAGAUGAUGAUGGAUUCGCACGCUAUGAUACGGGUGAUAUCAGAGGACGUGAAGCUUUCUUCAGCUGGACUAAUGAAUGCACUAAAGGAAUUAGAGUUUCAAGUACAACAUGCAAGCAUAUCCAGAGUCAAGGAUCAAAUGUUGCAGGAUGUCAUGGUUAGGCUUCCUGAGAACUCCGUUAAGACCAUCAGCACAGAGGAGGGGGUAAAAGCUGCCGUCUUUGCGAAAUUAAAGAAGCAGCGCUUUACAUAAUCAAAAGCACGGAGCGAUUUUGGUGCUAAAUUAAUGUAUUUGAAGAUAGUAAUUUUUGAAGAAGUUGAUAUGAUGUAAAAUCGUUUCUAGUUAACAAUUUCUUGAAUAAGGAGUUGAAAUUCAAUAAA
Papaver somniferum (opium poppy) is the source of this 1325-nucleotide messenger RNA. RefSeq names its product transcription factor MYC3-like. The transcript has a single exon. The record is from RefSeq and is a predicted model, not a curated record. Gene Ontology annotation, cellular component: nucleus. The coding region runs from base 28 to 1197 and encodes 389 amino acids. NCBI's taxonomy places the organism in Eukaryota, Viridiplantae, Streptophyta, Magnoliopsida, Ranunculales, Papaveraceae. Gene Ontology annotation, biological process: regulation of DNA-templated transcription. Gene Ontology annotation, molecular function: protein dimerization activity; transcription cis-regulatory region binding; DNA-binding transcription factor activity.